This is a messenger RNA of Paramuricea clavata, 771 nucleotides long. Lineage: Eukaryota; Metazoa; Cnidaria; Anthozoa; Malacalcyonacea; Plexauridae. The record is from the annotation of a GenBank genome assembly.
AUGGCAGCGAAAAAUCGAGAAAUUGAGGAAGAAAUUAUGCCGUCCGACCACGAAGAAAAUGACUUGCUAGCGGAGGUAGACGACGAACCGAUGAGUGUAGAUCUGAAAGCAGUGCCGAAAGUUCUGACAGAUUUAAGCAAGGCUAUAACAAGCAUGUCUUCAUCCAUGUUAAACAUGGAGCAAUCGAUAAAACGUAUGAAUUCCACACAGGUUGAAACCUCUGACUCAGAGGAGCAACCAGCAAAAAAGCGUAAAAGAAGGAACGAACAGGAGAAUGAAGCCGACAGCGAUGAUAGUGAUGGCGAGAAUUUACUUCGAGAAACAGAACCCCCGGCCGACUCGGCCACAGAGGGUGAAUCAGGCGUUCCAUGUGCUCGACUCGAGCAUGACGCUCUGUUAAGCGAAAUUUCGCAAGAUUUUGACAAAGAAGAGGACGUAGGUCCGAAAAUAAAUCAGCAACUUGCUGAUAUUGUCAAUACUCGUUGGUCAACGAAGCUUAACGAAGCGAAAAUAAAAGAAAAAAUGGAAAAGUAUCCCCGACCAGCCAACUGUGAAAAGCUUAUCGCUCCACGUGUAAACGCUGAGAUUUGGGACAAGCUCGACCAAAAGGCAAAGCACCAUGACCUUCGCGCUUCAGCAAUACAAAAAUCUAUAGCAAAAGUUGGAUCGAUUCUGGCAGUGUCAACAGAUAAGCUUGUGCAGAUGAGGCAUAAAAGCUUCCCGAAAGUUGAAACGCUGGUGAAAAUGAAUACCGAUGUUUUGGCAUUGUAG